AACAGUUCAACUGGAAUUUCAGUCAUUAACAAAACAUGUAAGAUGGCUUUUCACAACAAAAAUCAGCGUAUCGCUAUCGGAUUUUACGCUGUGGCUGCCCUAUUCAUCUUCAUUGCAUUCGUAUCGCCGUACUGGCUGCAAGCGGAUGGAAAGCUAGCGCAUCCAAAAUUUCUAAACUUAGGCCUAUGGGAAGUGUGUCUGAACAAUUUCCAAGACAUUCAUCGGUUCUAUGACACCCGAUUUACCGGUUGUAUGUGGGUGUUCGAGGAGGAGUACUACAUCAUUCACGAUUUCCUUCUGCCUGGAUUCUACAUAGCAACCCAAUUCUUCUUCACGUUAUGUUUCACGCUAUUGCUAGCUUCCGCGCUAAUGACCAUUGCGUUCAUUGGAGUUGAUCGAGACGAUGACCGAUACAUUAUGAUUUUGUUGACGAAUGGUGCGACGCAGAUUUUGUCGUCCAUUUGCGGUCUUAUCAGCGUUAUAACCUUCGGUGCUCGAGGUGAUGGUCGCGAUUGGAUGCCGAAUUGGGAGCACAACGACAUGGGAUGGGCAUUCGCUUUGGCUUGCGUGGGAGUGUUGUUGCUGGCACCCAGUGGUGUGCUGGUUAUGGUGGAAGCGAGACGUGAACGAUACAAGCGACUCAAUGAAAUCGGCACUCGGGAAGCGAGUGCUUACAGUAUCAGUGACGAUGCGAGGAAACAUCGUGGAAGUGACACCGUAAUUUAAGUGAAAUGACGAUCUGGAGACCAAUGUUGUUCUAGUGAUCAUAAAUUCCAUCCAUUUUUUUAUCGUUAGAAAUUUAAGUUGCAAACAAUUCCUUCCAUUCACCGUCGAAUGAAAUUAAUUUUAAGUGCGGGGACUCGGUGAGUAUCCGAACCGAUUAAAAAACGAGACGAAAUCUUCAAUAAAAUGUUAACUCUACUUAAAGAGCCAUAAAGUGAAUUUUUACACAAA
Bradysia coprophila is the source of this 954-nucleotide messenger RNA. It is a transcript of the gene kune, whose product is annotated as claudin. Gene Ontology annotation, biological process: septate junction assembly; regulation of tube size, open tracheal system. Lineage: Eukaryota; Metazoa; Arthropoda; Insecta; Diptera; Sciaridae. The record is from RefSeq and is a predicted model, not a curated record. Gene Ontology annotation, cellular component: septate junction; membrane.